AUGGCACCGAAGCGAUCUUUCGCUUACGGCCAAGGCGGCGGCGGCGGCGGCGGAAGCGGCGGCGUGACCGCACCUAUACUCGACACACUCGACACGCUUCCCUCGCGGCCGCUGCGGUUCGUGCUCCUGCUGCUCCUCGCGAAUUUCGCCGGCCAUUACUUUCCGCUCCUUUGGUCCGAUACCGACCGCGGCGCCCUCCUUGCGGGGGGAUGGGGCGCGCGGGGGUUUUCCGCCAAAGGCGCAGCUUCGGGGGAAGGCGCGGGGGGGAAUCUGGUUGAAGUGAGGGGGCGGGGGAAUCGCACCGCGUUACAAGUAGGAUCUGCCAGCUCGGAUGCGAUUCGUGGCAGCGGUGCGAGCAGGUUGCAGGGCGUGGGGAGGGCGGGCGGGGGCAUUCAGGAGGAUGAAGGGCUGGGAGCGACGGAAUGGGAACGGAGAGGGGCGCGGAGUGUCGAGGGGGGAGGGGUGGAUCGGGGGAGCGCGGGCGCGGGCGCGGGCGGGGGCGCGGGGGAGGGGGAGGGGGAGGGGGAGGGUGCGGUGGGGUUGACGCCGUACGUGCGGCACAUGGAGAUCUCGGUGGUGUCAGAGGCUGUGUGCCGUGGCAUCAUUGCACCCUCACUCUACUUUGUUGACAACCUGCAGCCCAUAACAGCGGUGGCGGAUCUGAGGGGGGGCCAGCGGCGGGUGCUGCUGUUCAUGCCGCGGCACGGGCUGGGCAACAGCCUGCGCGGCUACGUCUCCGCCUUCGUCUAUGCCCGCCUCGCCGGCCGCCGCCUCGUGCGCCUGCACGCUGCCGAGCAUGCCAAGGUGUAUGACACGCUGUGUGCGGCGUUCACGUGUGGCUUCGACGCCAUCCGGUGGUCCAACGAGUCGGGCCCAUGGGGCGGCACCAUGGGUGUGUACCGCCAGCUGGAGCUGCUGCAGCCCGUGCAGCUGCAGUCCGCCUUCAAGACGUCCGGCAAGAUCAAGGGCAGUCUGGGCUUCACAGGCCCCAUCAUGCUGAGCAAGUCACCGUCACACUUUGACGGCUUCUGGCAGCUGUACCCGCGCGUGCAGGCCUGUGUCUUCUCCGCCUUCCGCUGCUCCUCCCUCUGGUGUGUGCACUCCCGCGCCAUCCACGAGCUCAUUCUCGGCCCCUCGCGCCUGCUGCAGGAGGUCGUGGGGCAGGUGCUGCUGCAGCACAUGGGGGAGGGGACACCCCCCGUGCCGUCUCAGAAGGGAGUGGCGGAUGGGGACAUGUUUGACGUUGCUUUGCACAUCCGCACGCGGCCUGCUGCGAUUGAGCAGAUUCGGGGGCGCGGGGACGAGGAGUUGAGUCGAGUGGGGUGUGAGGAUGCGGAGGAGGACGAGGAGGAGGCGGGUGCGGGGAGCAAGGGGAAGAAGGGCAAGACGCACGAGUUUCUCAAGGGGUGUCUGUGGGACUGCAUUGCGUCUUUGCUAGAGAAGCUUCAACAGGAUAAGGCAGCACGGAGCAUGGCAAGAGAUGCAGCAGGUGGGGGAACCAGAGGCGGCAGCAGCAGCAGCAGCAACAGCAGAGACAGAGGCAGCAGCAGCAGCAGCAGCAGCAGCAGUGGACCUCUCAUGAUCCUCCUGACAACAGACAACGAGGCUCUCCGGCCUGAGUUUGUGCGGCGACUAGCACGACUAGGGUCGGUGUUCUACUCGACAGGGUCCAUCGUGCAUCUGUCCAAGACUGCAAGCACGGACAUGGAGAGGCAACGCAUGCCCACCAUGGCAGAGUUUUUCCUCAUGGCCAAGGCUCACACGCUCAUUGAAGCCGGCUCCUAUAUGAGCACCUUUGCGUACUUUGCUGGGCUGCUUGGGAACGCCACGCUAGCUAGUAUUGACUGGGAGGGAGGGGCACGGAGAGGGAGAGCAGGAGGGGCGGUGUGUGGGCUGAAGGUGUUUCAUGAGGGUGAAGCGGUGGAUGAGUAUGUAGGGGGAGGGUGGGCGGGGCAGCAGGGAGGGGCUGGAGCCUGGGAAAGGUGA
Molecule: messenger RNA, 1986 nt
Organism: Closterium sp. NIES-65
Lineage: Eukaryota; Viridiplantae; Streptophyta; Zygnematophyceae; Desmidiales; Closteriaceae
Source: the annotation of a GenBank genome assembly